This is a messenger RNA of Trichosurus vulpecula (common brushtail), 4946 nucleotides long. RefSeq names its product mitoguardin 1 (gene MIGA1). The transcript is spliced from 16 exons. Gene Ontology annotation, biological process: mitochondrial fusion. The record is from RefSeq and is a predicted model, not a curated record. NCBI's taxonomy places the organism in Eukaryota, Metazoa, Chordata, Mammalia, Diprotodontia, Phalangeridae. The coding region runs from base 113 to 1921 and encodes 602 amino acids.
GACCCGGAAGGAUUCCCGCCCGGGCGCCCGCUCUCCCUCCCGGCCCGCGCCCUCCCUUCCGGCGGCGUCUCCAGGCCGCUCUGCUUGCGCUCCAGGCUGGACGGGAGGAGUCAUGUUAGAAGAAACCUCGAGCCGAGAGCUGCCAUUCUCCUUGAAGACCACAGCGCUGAGAGUGUUUGAUCUCCCGCUGUCUUGGUACUAUUCCCUGAUCCAGAUCAAAUUUUCUCCUGGGGUCAAGAAGCUGUUUGCAGUGACCGCGGUGAGUGCAGUGUCUGUCCUUUUUCUGGCCCAUCACUUUAAAAGAAGACGUGGAAAGAAGAAAAGAAAAGGGUCGCCAUGGGAACCUGGCCAUCUUGCUCUGGAAUGUGCUAAAACAGCAGCAUCUGAAAAAGGUUCUAGCUGUUCCAGCAGCCGACAGAACCUGACCCUGUCUCUGAGUUCGGCUAAAGACAAAGGGUCUCAGUCUGGUGUCUACACCAAUGGAGGCCUUUUCAGCAAAUACUCGGGCUCUGUCCAGAGCUUAGCCUCGGUCCAGAGCGCCAACUCUGGUCAUAGCUGUGCUUGUGGUAAUUCCAAUUCCUGGGACAAGACGGACGAGGAGGAUUUAAAACUAGUCAAUAUUCCUGUGACCACUCCUGAAAACCUGUACUUGAUGGGUAUGGAGCUGUUUGAAGAGGCCUUGCGGCGCUGGGAGCAGGCACUCACCUUCCGAAGCAGACAGGCAGAAGAUGAAGCCAGCUGCGGCGCCAUCAAACUGGGCGCGGGUGACGCCAUUGCUGAAGAGAGCAUCGAGGACAUCAUCAGCGCUGAAUUCAUCCACAAGCUGGAAUCUCUGCUUCAGAGAGCCUACCGUCUGCAAGAGGAGUUUGAAGCCACUCUCGGGGCGUCUGAUCCCAACUCCCUGGCUAAUGACAUCGACAAAGACACAGACAUCACCGUGAGGGGGAACGCUGACGAUUUUGGCCUCCGAGACACGCUGAGUAUCGCCUCCACAGAUUCCUUCGUUUCCGCCACAGAGCUCACAGAACACCGGGAGGGGCGCCAUGUAUACAGUCUGGACCCUCUCUGCCACUGUCCAUUGUACGAAGAAGCCAUGCACUUGGUCGAAGAGGGGAAAAUUUACUCCAGGGUCCUCAGAACUGAAAUGUUGGAGUGCCUUGGAGACAGUGACUUUCUUGCCAAGCUUCACUGCAUCCGACAGGCUUUCCAGGUUAUUCUUUCAGAAACAGCCAACAGGACAUUUCUUGCUGAGAGUGGAAGAAAAAUUUUAUCAGCUUUAAUUGUCAAGGCAAGAAAGAAUCCAAAGAAAUUUGAAGAUGUUUUUGAUGAAAUGAUCUGUUUUUUAGAGCAAACAGACCACUGGGAGACCAUUGAGGUGGAACUGUCCGCGAGGGGGGUGAAAAAUCUAAAUUUUUAUGACAUUGUCCUGGAUUUUAUAUUAAUGGACUCCUUUGAAGACUUAGAAAACCCACCCACAUCCAUACAGAAUGUAGUUAACAAUCGCUGGCUAAACUCCUCCUUUAAAGAAACUGCCGUGGCAUCCAGCUGCUGGUCGGUGCUCAAGCAGAAGAGGCAGCAGAUGAAGAUUCCUGAUGGGUUCUUUGCCCACUUCUACGCCAUUUGUGAGCACGUCAGUCCUGUAUUGGCCUGGGGCUUUUUGGGUCCAAGAAACUCCCUCUAUGAUUUAUGUUGCUUCUUUAAGGACCAAGUCCUCUAUUUUCUCAAAGACAUCUUCGAUUUAGAGAAGGUCCGCUAUUCCAGUAUGGAGACACUGGCUGAAGACCUUAUGCGGCUGCUGAUGCGCCGCACCGAGCUUUUGAUGGCAUACCUGGGCACAGACUCCCUGAGACACACAAGCAGCUGUGUGAGCGGCCAUAGCCACACCAUGUCCAGUGGUCUGGUGGAAGCCAGAGUCCAGUGAGGGGGGAGGUUGUGCGUAUGGCUGGGCCAUCGGGGUGGAAUAUCAAGGGGUGAAUGGAAGGAUGAAGGGGUGAUUAGGCUGAACACCCUUUUGAGAGGGCCAUAAUCCCUAGGAAACCUUCUCAUUUCUGAAAUGUGCAUUUUUCACAAUUGUUGUUUGUGAUUCAAGUCCAUCUUUGGUCCGUGGAGACAAUUGGCUGACCCCUUUGGAGGACUCUUGUGUGAAACUGUUGAGUCAACAUCCUCAAAAGCCUUGCCUUGGCACAUGGCACCCAGAAGGUCACUGCUUUGUCCAAGGGUACACCCAGCUUCCCUGUUUUUCCCAUGUGGCACACUGUCCAUCCAUUAGGUCACUUCUCAGUAACAUUGUAUUUCACUUUGCCUUGAGAAUGCAUCUGUACAUAUCAGCUGUCUCCUUUUGCAUUGAAGCCCAGUUAAGGAAUGCGGGGAAUAGAAACAGUCAGCAUAUAGGCAGUAGCAAUAUCUAAUGUGUGCUGUUUGUGUUGUUGCUUAUGUCAUUUAAUCAAAGACAUCACUGUGGCUCCUGAGUGUGGUGUGAUCCGUUUCCAAGAAUCAGCCCUUUGGGGUCGCAAUGGAAGCUUUCUUGGUCAGGCCACUGCUCCUGAUUCUGCAGGCUAUGAUCAAGAGGGCAAAGACCCUCCCUUUCUCUGCCAGAGGGGACUCGAAGGGCUUUCUUCUCUUCUCUGUUGAAGUUGCCGCUUCAUGAGCUCAGCUUCAGUGUGAUGUCCCCAGGAAAUUCUGAUUGAGAUGCAUAUCCAGCAGGUGAUAAGUUCUGGCAAGACUCUCGUGUGGAGAAGAUGCUAACUCUGGGGCAGAUUGGUUUUAACUUUUUUUUUUCCUCCAAAUUUAACCCCAGUGUUUCCAGUUCUAGGAGAUUUGGUUGUUUCGGGAUCCACGUGAUGGAUGCAUAAACCAGUAUGCUGCUCUUUCUCCUGUGCAUCAGCUGCUUCUUCAGCUGGGUUCAGGGCCUCUGGGCCAUGGGCCGGAGCCCUCCAAGGGAGGGAACCCGUUUUCCUCCUGGGUUGUCUUUUGUUCACCAUAAGGAGUUCUCUGCUUAGGUGACCUAGAGUGAUUUUAAAACAGCAUUUUAGAUGAAAGUGCCUGGUUUCUCUUCAUCAAGAUGUCAAUGUAAAGCAGGAAAAUCGUAAUCAUUGUUUUAAAUGAGAAUCUAGCCGGCGUUGACGUAAGCCUGACUUCUGGAUCAGGACAGUCAGACGCUUCAAGCUGUUGUUGGCUUGAACGUGUGUUUGCACAAAUUCGGGCGGUGACCAUUGUCCCUGGCCUGGGGUUAUCCAAGAGACGAAAUGGACGGUUCCCUCAGGUUUGAUUUCCGAUUUGGAGUCUCCUAUGUAUUGGGAAGGCUUACUUAGCUUUACAUCCUUUGUGCCAUGAAGUUUUAUUUGAUUUUUAUUUUUCCUUACAGCUUGGGCAGAACUGAGUUGGACUUUAUAAACAGUGCAUCUACUUUCUGAUUGAACACUUUGAGAUAGGAUUUUAUUUCCGUGGUUAUCACUGUUGGUAGCAUCUACUUUAGCAACCAAACUAUGGGGGAGAAUUUUGUAUAGUAGUUUUACAUUUGACAAGAGAUUGGUCUGAAAUCAGUUUUGCACUAUUUGAUGUGAUGCCCGAAAGCUGAUUUCAUUGAACACAGCGUAUACAUAUUUAUGUUCCCUGAAAGCAUGUUCAGUAUAUGUUUUCUCUCUUAUGGAUAUUUUACUCUAAAGAAGUACAAUUUAUGCAAGUGUUUGGUUAGUUAUGCAAGUGGUUGAAUUGUCCUCUUCCACAUUUCAAUGUGGUUGCUGUGGAAGGAAGUGGGCCAGCCCCACAGCUGCCUUCCAACCUGCAGUUUUCUGUGUGGCCUUCAAUUAAAGGGAUGAUAGUGACCAAAUAGAAUUUCAGGGAUUUCCAUGUGGAAAAGGUCUCUCCUUUAGGAAGAGAGCUUAUCUUGGCCUAAUGUGGAGAAGAGCUGCCUUUCUGAAAAAGGAUGUUUACAACAGCAGAGGAGCCCGAGGGUCAUGAAUACCAGUUUCCAUAUGCCUUAAAACUGGAUUAUAAAUACAAAGAAAAUCUUUUAAAAUAUCAAAUGAGCAGAUUUUAGUAGCAUGAUCUAAAAUCUCUGUGGGGUAAAAGCCUGUCUAACUCAUUUUUUGUGGUGUUGAUUACAGAGAAAACAUGUGAUCUCCAUCAGACACAUCAAUUUUCAGGUCAUUAGAGUUUCUUUUGGUAAUGUAACAUACAAGAAAAUAGCUUUUUUUCAGUUUUUAAAAAUGGAAGAAGUCAGUGUUGAAGUGAUUUCCCAGCUUCUGUUUCCAUUCCCCACCAUGGUUAGCCACAUAUAUUUCCCACUCACUUGAAAGGCCAGUACUUUUCUUCUUUGAGGAUAACACUUUUGCAGAUUACGUAUGUUAUCAAGAAAGAAGGGAAUCCAUCUGAAAUCCAACUAGCAGAUUUUUCCAGGCACGCACCCUAUGGAUGGCUCCAAAGGACCAGCAUUUCUUCAAGCCUAGGAAGUAGGAAUGCUGAAGAGAAAUGUAAAUGGCCUUCUCCAGAGCUUUCCACACUCAAAAGUCAAGAUUUGCAUGAAUCCCCCAUUUUGACUGUAAAAACAUCAGGAAAGAGUUUUAAAUGUAGACUUUGGAGUCAUGACAUGACUUGGCAGGAUCUGGAAAAAGACUUUUUGUGUUUUGUUUUGAUCCGUGUGGAAAUGUCCUUGUAGAUGAGCAUGGUUGGUAAUGAUGUCAUCCUUUAUCUGUUCUUAAUGACUACUCUCGUUAAAAUCACUUGUUUUGUUUGACAGAAACUAUGUAUUAACUUGAAAUUAGCCAAUGCCAAGAGAUGUUUCCUUUUCUUCCCUAAAUGUACAGUGCGGCACUCAUUCAUCUGCAGAAUAAUGAAAUACUGUUAAAUACAACCAUAGCAGAGAAAUGGCUGUCUCUGCCCCUCCCCCAUAAUAGAUAUGAAUGUGUUUACGAUACUGCCAAAUAAAGGGCUGAUCAUCCCUUUUA